Aspergillus costaricaensis CBS 115574 is the source of this 762-nucleotide messenger RNA. RefSeq names its product NRS/ER. Lineage: Eukaryota; Fungi; Ascomycota; Eurotiomycetes; Eurotiales; Aspergillaceae. The record is from RefSeq and is a predicted model, not a curated record. Gene Ontology annotation, biological process: S-adenosylmethionine biosynthetic process. Gene Ontology annotation, molecular function: methionine adenosyltransferase regulator activity. The transcript has 4 exons. Gene Ontology annotation, cellular component: methionine adenosyltransferase complex. The coding region runs from base 1 to 762 and encodes 253 amino acids.
AUGGUAAGCAGUGAGCUCGCAAGGGUGAAACCUUCCCAUGUUAUCAAUACCGCUGGGAAACGUGGUGAUCCCAACGUGGAUUGGUGCGAAUCACACAGGGAGGAAACUAUCCGCUCAAACAUACUUGGCUCGGUAAAUCUGGCUGACUGCUGCUUCAUUAAUGGCGUGCAUCUCACCCAUUUGGGGUCUGGAUGCAUCUACGACUACAAUGAGGAUCAUCCCUGGGAUGGUACGGGAUAUACUGAGGAGGAUGAGCCAAAUUUCACCAAAACCUUCUAUUCUUCCACAAAGGUCUUAUCAGAAAAGAUUUUGAAGCACUAUUCCAACGUGUUGAUUCUCCGUAUUCGCAACCCUAUUGGCGCAGACUUGCACCCCAAAAACAUGAUCACCAAACUUGCUUCGUACAAGAAGUUGAUCAACGUCCCGAAUUCCGGGAGCAUUAUACCCAGCCUUAUUCCUACCAUGAUCUUGCUUGCAAAGCAUAACGAAACUGGAAUAUACAACUUUACCAAUCCUGAGCCAUUCACCCACAAUGAGGUCAUGAAUUUGCUUAAGAAGCACAUAUGGCCAGGGCUACAGUGGGAGAACUUCACCGAAGACGAGCAAAGAAAUGUUCUGAUGGCUCCGCGGUGCAACACGACCCUUGAUACCAGCAAGCUUCAAGGGAAGCUGGCUGAAUAUGGAUAUAGGCUUCCCGUUUCACAUGAAGCAAUGGAAGAGGCCUUCAUCAGGAUCAAGCGCAGUGACAACUGGAUACAUUGA